CCCGAGACUCAUUCAAUCCCAGUGUUUCGUGCGCAACACAGCUCUCCCAGCUCCCAAUAAUUGUAGUUUUUUUCCAAAUCGUCCAGUGUGUUAGACUUCUAGUUUUUCCGGCUCCUUAUUUUCAAAUUAAGUUCGUUCAAGGCACUAUGCAGUCGCUCAAGUCCAUCUCCUUGGCCCUCGUAAAGGUGCAGCUGCAGAGACCCGCGGUGGUGGCCAGGUCGUUCCGCCUCGACUGCCAGCGCCUGGGCAUGAACAAGGGCCCCGACACCAAGGUGUCCGCCACCGUCCGCACCAGCAACCUGAAGGACGAGGACUCCCAGACGGAGCUCGUGCCCGAGGAGCCCCGCAAGGCCGAGCUGCCGCAACCCCACCGACGCAACGAGCUGGAGCAGCGCAAGAUCCGCAAGGCCGAGUACGAGACCUACCUGAAGAACCUGCUGGACCAGCAGAAGACCCCCUCGGACGCCGCCGUCCGGUGCGUGCCCUUCGUGCGGAACGCCGGCUCGUCGGAGAACCCGAAGCGCAGGCGCUACGACAGCCCGGAGGUCCUCCUGCAGCAGGUCAGCGACCCCAUGGAGCUGGCGAAGGAGCUGGUGAAGAUGGCGCGGCAGUUGUACACGGAGCGGCAAAAGAGUGAGAUCAUGAUGCAGAACUUCCUGGACCUUGAGGCUUCGGUCAUGUCCAGGGGUUCCCUUGCCGCUCCGUGUACGCGGACUGCCGCCGCCACCACCGCUCCUUCCGCCAAUCCCGCCACUGCCGCUGCUUCCCCCUCCACCGCCACUCUCAGCUCCAGCUCCAGCUCCCCUUCAGACGAGGGCCCCAAGGACUAGACCCUGCGAUCCUCCGGUAGAGCGCUUCGAGCAGUAGGAUGUAGAACCCUUUGGCUUUAGUUUAGACCCGGUUUAGUUUAGGCCCCUUCUGUAAUAAAAAAUUCAAAAUUC
Messenger RNA from Drosophila ananassae, 941 nucleotides. RefSeq lists its product as uncharacterized. The coding region runs from base 147 to 830 and encodes 227 amino acids. The record is from RefSeq and is a predicted model, not a curated record. The transcript is spliced from 2 exons. NCBI's taxonomy places the organism in Eukaryota, Metazoa, Arthropoda, Insecta, Diptera, Drosophilidae.